AUGGAUGCACAGCCGCCUUUCCUCUCGCUUCCUGCUGGCGCCCUGUUCGGCCCACUCCGGGUGUUACUGUCUCCGUCACCAACAUCAACAUCAACGUCAACAUCGACAACCACCCUAUUUUCCAUCACCAGCAUCCUCUCUACCAUCUCUACCGCCCUCGACAUUGGAUAUAAGGACCACAAAACAGACACAGAGACCGCACAAUUGACUGCAGAAACCGUCAUCAUGGCUGCGAUGGGAGAAAUGCUGCCGACUCUCUCUCCUCUCACUAGCCAGCCGCAGUCGUACGACGUCGCUGCAGACAUGGACUCUUUUCUCAACCUCGAGCCGACUAUGUAUCCCUCACCUUCGGUCUCGCCUGCUAACUCCGAUAGCAAGACUGCGAGCAAGCAUGGCUUCGUCCAGCACCAGCAACAACAACCUCAGCAGCAACCACAACAGCAGCAGCAGCAGCAGCAGCAGUCACCUCAGCAGCCUCAAUACACUGCCCCAAGUCACCAAUACACUCACUACACACAACAAACCGGCCUGCCGCCAGGCGGCCUUGCUAACACUAUCGCCCUAAACAACUAUGGCUUCGACCCCAUGGGCAUGGUGCAUCCUGUGGACGGCGUCUAUGGCCGAAUGGGACAACCGAUGAAUUCGUUGUCCACUUUACCAUUAAAGGACUCGACCGAAAUGGACCUCGAUGAGAAUCUGGCUGACUCAGAUGCCUACAUCGUGCCCUCUCAGGCUAACAAGACCCAGUUUGUUGACCCAAGUGCACUUGGUGCUCAGGAGAUUCCUCUUUCUGCCGCUGCAAACCAGACAAGACGUGUCUAUCCUGGCAUCCAUCAGCAGCAGGCCGCCAGAGCUAAGGCUGCCCUCCAGCAAAGGCAAGAGAUGCUUCAGCGUCAGCAGCAGCAGCAGCAGCAACAACAACAACAGCAUCAACACCAACACCAUCAACAACCACUACACCAGCAACAAUCUUCACAGCAAAGACAAACCCCCGAGGCUCAUCAGAAUCGGCCUCAGAGUAAAUUCAACCGCAACAUGGAUCCGCGCGUGCAGGAGAAGAUCUCCCACAUACUUCAACAGAUGAGACAAAAUAGUGUCAGCAGCCUGGAAGAGACUGAACAGACUAGCAGUCUCCCCCAACCUACCAAGUACAAGAAGGAUGAGCAAGAUAUGGAUGAGGACGAGCGAUUGCUUGCAAGUGAGGAAGGAAAGAAACUCAGCAGCAAGGAACGACGCCAGCUCCGUAACAAGGUCUCAGCCCGUGCUUUCCGAUCAAGACGUAAAGAGUAUAUUGGCCAGCUUGAAGGCGAGGUGGCUGCUAAGACUAAUGAAGCCAACGAGCUCCGCCAGAAAAACAACGCCCUAGCUCUGGAGAAUGCCAGACUCACCGAUUUCACCCGCAUGCUCCUCUCCUCUUCUCACUUUGCGCCCUUGCUUAGCGAAAUAUCUGCGAACGGCCUUCCACCAAACCUAGGGUCUCAGUCUCAACCUCAGGUCCAAACUCACACCACUCCAGCGCCUCAGCUUCCCAGUCAGCCCACCGGGACCAAGGAAGCAGGCAUCGAACAGCCCCACCAGGAGGUAUCGGUUCCAAACCUACAGACGGGCCUUCCGGUCGUUCCGGAGCAAGCCUUUGACUUCGCUUCGAUUGACCUCAAUGACCAGGGUUGGAACUCGGGCAUUGACUUUAACUUCACCAACCCAUCCGUGUUUGCCGUUGUUGAUGUUCCUACCUGCCCAUCUCUGGACAUGGAGGCAAUCACGGGCAAAAGCUCCAACUCUGUUGGCCCCGUGACCUCUGAUGAAACCAAAGAAGUUAUUCCUUCCAUCGACACUGUGUCCUUCGGCAUUGACAAUUCGGAAGCUCCUAAAAAGGAAGCCUCUAUCCCUGUUUCUGCUGCUGAUCUUGACAUCGAUGAGAAUGACCCUUGCUUUGCCCUUUACCUUGAUCAGCCAUGCACACCCCCCACCUCCGAUCAAACCUCCGACAAGGUGUUCACCACUGUUAAGCUAGACGAUAUCUCCUCCAAGAUUGAGCUUGUUGUUGAAGGCUCUUCAUCAAACAACACUUCUGAUGAGAUCAGUGCUACCACAAAUCGCGAUUUUGAAAGAUUGUGCGCCAACAUGGAAGCGUCCUGCCACUAUAUCUUCCAAGCCACCUCCCACUUUGUCUAA
Trichophyton verrucosum HKI 0517 is the source of this 2175-nucleotide messenger RNA. Its product is annotated as bZIP transcription factor (LziP), putative. The record is from RefSeq and is a predicted model, not a curated record. Gene Ontology annotation, molecular function: DNA-binding transcription factor activity. The transcript has 3 exons. Gene Ontology annotation, biological process: regulation of DNA-templated transcription. The coding region runs from base 1 to 2175 and encodes 724 amino acids. NCBI's taxonomy places the organism in Eukaryota, Fungi, Ascomycota, Eurotiomycetes, Onygenales, Arthrodermataceae.